UGAGGCAGAAUAACGAGUCGAGUGCACAUUUAAGUAAUUGCCAAAUAAAUACAUAAACGGCAUUAACUUAAUUAAUAUUUUUGGGUAUUAAGGAAGAAACGUUUAUGUUGGAAGGCGGAAAUGUCCGUGUUUUUAGAGCAGCUUGACAGACGUCCCUCCAUCUACACGGAAACGAAAUGGCUCCGGCGGUGCGCUGCUCGUUGCUCGGCCUCCUCCUGUGUCUCCAGCUCGGCCUGGCUCCGGCCCGCAGCCCCCGCACGGCGGACCAGGUGUCUGAAGCCGACAUCCAGCGGCUCCUGCACGGCGUCAUGGAGCAGCUGGGCAUCGCUCGGCCGCGGGUCGAGUACCCCGCACAUCAGGCCACCAACAUCGUGGGGCCUCAGAGCAUCCAGGGUGGCGCUCACGAGGGGCUUCAACACCUCGGUCCGUACGGAAACAUCCCCAACAUAGUGGCUGAGCUGACGGGCGACAACGUCCCCAAAGACUUCGGGGAUGACCACGGGUACCCCGACCCCCCCAACCCGUGCCCCCUGGGAAAGACAGCAGACGGGUGUUUGGAAAAGGCUCCAGACACGGCUGAGUUCAGCAGAGAGUUUCAGAAGCACCAGCAUCUAUUUGACCCAGAGCACGACUACACUGCAGCCAAGUGGAACAAGGAGCUUCUGUACCAGAAACUGAAGGGAGGACCAAAAAGAAGAAAGCGGAGCGUCAACCCGUAUCUGACGGGCCAGAGGCUCGACAACGUGGUCGCCAAGAAAUCGGUCCCUCACUACUUUGAGGAAGAGGAGGAGGCGCCGACUCCAUCUGCAUCCACCAAGUCCACGACUUAAACUCCUGCAGCUUUUGAUGUGAUAUCUCCGUCUGAGGGUGUUAACACUAUGUAGUUCACUGAUAUGAUUUACAAGCACUGGGCCUGUGGCUUUAAUACAUUAGGUGAAACAAAGACUUUGAUGCUCUAAUUCCCUUUUUGCUUUGAUGAAGAGGUCCAGUUGUGUCUGUCAUCCAUCCACUAUCCAUGCUAUUGAUUUCCUGGUUUGUGUUGUUGUGCAGGAUGAAUCUUAAACUUGAAAAAGUCCAAAAAACAGGCGUUAAAUACUUCCAGUAACCGGCCGUGUACAGAUGUUAUAAAUAUUUAAACCUAGUGAUUUGGAGAACUGCGUGUACAGAUCCAUUAGCCCUCACUGAUGUUUUUGUAUAUCACCUCUGUGUCUUGAAGCAAACAUUACGUGCAGCCUGUGUAAGUGAUGGUUGGGGACCGUUCCUCCGGAGCAUCAGCAUCCUGAUGAGUGUCUGCUCACCAUGAGCAGCCAAUCGCUCUGUCAUCUCCAGCUAUGCUCGUUUCUCCCGUUCGUGUUCGAAUAAACAAUUCGUCUGCAUUGACAAA
This is a messenger RNA of Betta splendens (Siamese fighting fish), 1384 nucleotides long. Its product is annotated as neuroendocrine protein 7B2. Gene Ontology annotation, biological process: neuropeptide signaling pathway; regulation of hormone secretion. Gene Ontology annotation, molecular function: enzyme regulator activity. The transcript is spliced from 6 exons. Bases 177 to 830 code for a protein of 217 amino acids. NCBI's taxonomy places the organism in Eukaryota, Metazoa, Chordata, Actinopteri, Anabantiformes, Osphronemidae. Gene Ontology annotation, cellular component: secretory granule. The record is from RefSeq and is a predicted model, not a curated record.